GGAAAACAGAUAGGUAAACAAGUGCAGGGCUGCUUCACUUGCUCCGUCACACGGACAACAUACUCACUAAUGAUCUCAACGACAGCCAGCACAGCCGACAUGGUGACACAGGGCAAACUUCAGAUCAGUGACGCAGAGCAUGUCGAAGAUAAAAACUCAGGGAGGCUGGGAUGUUUCGGUUGGCUGUUGGUCCUCGUAUCUCUCCUCUUUAUAAUACCAACCUUCCCAGUCUCAUUUCUUCUGUGUAUUAAGAUAGUGAAGGAGUACGAACGAGCUGUCAUUUUUAGACUUGGCCGGAUCACAGACAGAAAACCUAAAGGGCCAGGACUUUUCUUUGUUCUGCCCUGCACUGAUACCUUUGUGAAAGUCGAUCUGAGAACUGUGUCCUUUGACAUCCCUCCACAAGAGAUCCUAACCAGAGACUCAGUGACAGUGUCUGUGGAUGGUGUAGUGUACUUCCGCAUACACUGCCCCAUCUCAUCUGUGGCCAAUGUGUCUAAUGCACACUCAUCUACACGGCUGCUGGCUCAAACGACCCUGAGGAAUGUACUCGGUACCAAAAACCUUGCAGAACUGCUAUCUGACAGAGAAGGCAUAUCACUCAGUAUGCAGGAAGCUCUGGAUGACGCCACCGAUCCGUGGGGCAUUAAGGUGGAGCGCGUGGAGAUCAAAGAUGUGAAGUUGCCUCAGCAGCUGCAGAGAGCCAUGGCAGCAGAGGCAGAAGCCAGCCGGGAGGCCAGAGCGAAGAUAAUUUCUGCAGAGGGAGAGAUGAACGCUUCCAGGGCUCUGAAAGAAGCCUCUCUGAUCAUUGCUGAGUCACCCUCCGCUCUCCAGCUGCGAUACCUGCAGACCCUCAACACCAUCGCAGGAGAGAAGAACUCUACCAUCAUCUUCCCUCUGCCCAUAGAUCUACUGCAGAAUUUUAUGAGGAAGUAGUGAUAUUCUUGUCAUAUAGUUACUGUUACAAGCUUAUGAGGUAUCUUUUUCAGAUGCUGUAUGGUCUAACAGGCCUAGUGUGUUAACUGCUGAACUGCACUCUGCAUUAUUACUUCUUAUAGAAAGUUGUCCUAUCUAAGAAUGGCAAAAUAUAAAAUAGAAUUAAUAAUUAUUAUAUAUUAUGAUAUAUUCACACCAAAACUGCACACUUAUUUUCUUAUUGUGAUUUAAUACUUAAAUACAAAGUGCAACAUAUACAGUAUAGACAUUAGUGUCUCAUCACUAACCACAAUAUUUUAACCAGCUAAGCUACAGUUGCGGUUCUGGAGGAGGACAAAUAAAUAAAUCAGUCAAUGAAAUGCACAAGAAAUGUAAAACAAAGAACAAUACACGACAACCGUAUAAAGACAUGCUUUCAUAUAAACUCAUCCAGAGCGUGAAUUUCUGAAAUACUGAACACAAUCUUUACAACAGAAGUCCUGUAAACAAUCAACAGAAGUACCGACAUCCACAUGAAACACCAUCCCUCUCCGACAUUGGAUGUAAACUGUAAACAAAACC
Messenger RNA from Epinephelus fuscoguttatus (brown-marbled grouper), 1497 nucleotides. It is a transcript of the gene stoml3a, whose product is annotated as stomatin (EPB72)-like 3a. The record is from RefSeq and is a predicted model, not a curated record. Bases 70 to 936 code for a protein of 288 amino acids. Gene Ontology annotation, cellular component: plasma membrane. The transcript has 7 exons. Lineage: Eukaryota; Metazoa; Chordata; Actinopteri; Perciformes; Serranidae.